AUGGUGUCGUUGCCUCCAGUGGAUUUUGGAGGGGAUAGAAAUACUAGGUUCUUCCACCAGGCGACAGUUAUUAGAAGGCAUCAGAACAGGAUCAGAGUUAUCAGGGGUGAGGAUGGGCAGUUGACAGAGGAUCCGGAUAUGAUUCAGAGGAUUAUGGUUAGUUUCUUCAGGGCCAGGUGGACCGAGCAGACUACAGGAGGGAGUACGGUGGGUAUUCCACCGCCGUCGACAGGGGUAUCUGAGGAUGAGUCUGAUGCGUUGAUCAGUCCGGUGUCGGAGAGGGAGAUCAGAGAGGCGAUAUGGUCCCUUGAGGGAGACAAGGCUCCGGGGCCGGAUGGCUUCCCUCCGAUGUUCUUCCAGAGAUACUGGAUGAUUGUAGGACGAGAUGUGACGGCGGCCAUACAGCAGUUCUUCGACACGGCAGUGAUGGCGGCAGAUUGGCAGCGGACCUUUAUUACCUUGAUUCCGAAGCGGCAGGACGCUACGGAACCGAGUCAUUACCGGCCGAUUAGCCUUUGUACGACCUUGUACAAAGCCACGGCCAAGAUUAUUGCUGCUAGGCUGAGAGUUGUCCUCCCGAGACUCAUUGGUUCAGAGCAGGGGGCUUUCCUGGAGGGGCGGUGCAUAUCUGAUAAUGUGCUUAUUGCCCAGGAGUUUAUGUUUGAUCUCGGUAGGGCCCCGGUGAGGGGAAGCUUGAUGGGGAUUAAGCUUGAUAUGGAGCGGGCAUAUGACAGGAUGAGAUGGGAUUUCUUGCAGCAGACUUUGCAGGGGUUUGGUUUUCAUGAGAGGUGGAUUAGUUGGGUUAUGGGCUGCAUUCGGAUCCCUUCCUUUGCCAUUCUGGUGAAUGGCACGCCGUCCCGGUUCUUUGUGUCAUCUGGAGGGUUGCGCCAGGGGUGUCCCCUAUCCCCGCUACUGUUUAUCAUUUGUGCAGAUGCCCUGUCUAGAUCCCUGCGCCAGGCUGUGGACACUCAGGAGCUGGAGGCUUAUAGACCGGCGAUUGGGGCCCCUGCGAUAUCUCAUUUACUCUUCGCCGAUGAUUGUUUGCUUCUUGCCAGGUCGACGCGUCAGUCAGCCCGGGUUAUAGGUCAGAUUCUCCAGGUCUACUGUGCAGCGUCAGGUCAGAGGGUCAAUUUGACCAAGUCAGCCAUCAUCUUCAGCCCAAAGACCAGACUGGCUAUGAAGCAUUCGAUAGUGGAGAUUCUGGGGGUCGGUGAGCAGGUGGGCACGAUGACAUAUUUGGGUAUCCCAUUGUCCGACCGGCUGCUGCGGAGUGGGGAUUGUCUGCCGUGUGAGCUUGGUAUCAGACGCAGAUUAGCGGGGUGGCGGAUGCAUGCUCUGUCUAUGGUAGGGAGGAUCACCUUGGUGCGUUCGGUUCUGUUGUCAGUCCCUAUCUAUUUGCUUACUAAUGCCAUUGUUCCGGUGAGAUUCCUGCGAUCCCUGGAGCGGUUGUUCAGGGACUUCAUAUGGGGGAGGAGCAGUGGUCGAGGUGGUGUUCACUUGAUGGCAUGGGAGGUGGUGUGCCAGCCUACUAGCUGUGGUGGUUUGGGGGUUCAGGCAUUGGCAGCGAGGCGUGAGAUCCUGCUAGCCAGACAUGUGGCUAGAUUUGUGCUUGAGCCCGAGAGUCUAUGGUCCUCGCUGAUGAGGGCUAAGUAUGGCGCCUUGGUACCGGGCGUGCGUGGGGGUCGUCGUCAUUCCCCGGUGUGGAGGGAGAUGUGUGCCAGAGCUACGGUGGUGCUUCCGGAGAUCGGAUGGGCUAUUGGCGACGGUCUGUCUAUCGAUGUGAUGGAGGACAGAUGGGUGACUGAGGUACCGCUAUGCAGUAUGCCGACCAUGGUGGACUCGGCGAGAUUAGCAGGGUGGAGGGUCAGUGACUUACUGGAUGCCGAGGGAGGGCGAUGGAGAGAGGGGUUGGUUCGGGAGGUUUUUGGAGAGCAGUUGGCAGAAUUGGUUCUAGCCCGAGCGACCCCUAGGGGGGAGGCGGAUAGGCUGGUAUGGAUACCGACGGGGCGAUCACGGGUGCGAGCUAGGGAUCUUCAUGCAGUGUUCAGGAGGGAGCCAGUCCGACAGUUUGAGGGGCGGUGGAUAUGGAGGAUGCGGGUGCACCCGCGCGUGGCACUCUUCAUCUGGAAGGUGGCGUGGGGCUGCCUUCCGACUAGGAGUGUGCUAGCGCGGCGUGGCAUGAGGAUCCCUCAGUUUUGUGAGGAUUGUGCAGAUAUUGAGGAGACUAUGGAGCAUGUUUUGCUGCAGUGCCCUAGGGCCCGAGACAUAUGGAGGAGGUCACCGAUACAGUUACCAGCCUCGGUGAUGCUGGUGCAGGAUCUGAUCCAUCUGCUGAGAGUUUCCAUGCGGCAUCCCAGAUCUGUUGAGGCAGGGAUCUGUGUAGCAUACCUGUCCUACCAUAUAUGGUUGGACAGGAAUACUGGUAUAUUUGAGGGGAGGAGGGCGCCUCCGAGGUUGGUGGUAGACCGGGCGCUGCUGCUUGCGAGGGAGGUUGUUGGGGCGACUUCGGUAGUCACUUCUAGGCUGGUCAGGGAUAUCUGGGGUGUUCACCACGCUGCUUCAGCGCCACGGUUUGCCAUUGUUUCUUGGGCACCCCCACCCUCUGGCUAUCUCAAGGUGAACUUUGAUGGGAGUAGGUCGGUAGAUGGCUUGUGCGGAGGGGUCGGUUUUGUGGUCAGGGACCAUUGUGGCAGGAUGGUAGCAGCAGGAGGACGGCGUACGCCUGGAUUUACUGUGGUUGGUGCAGAGCUACAGGCAGCCUGGGAGGGCUUAUCCUUUGCGAGGCAGUUAGCCGGGGCCGAGCGGGUGUACCUCGAGGGUGAUUCAUCGGUGGUCAUUGAUCUGAUUCGGGGUGUGGAUCGGUUUGGGGAUGGCCAUCCCCUCAUUCGAGAGACCCGUAGGAUGGCUCAGAUGAUGGCUGAUUUUCAGGCAGCACACGUGUUUAGGGAGGCGAACCGGGCAGCAGAUUGGGUCGCCUCCUUUGUCGCUCGGCACUCAGGUGCUUUUUUGUGGACGUCUGAUGUAGACGUCCCUUCACAGUUGUACCUUUUACUCUCCCGUGACUUGGAGGGCUGUACUCACCACCUCCACGAUAUCGAUAUGUUUGUCUCUGCGGUGGCCGACUACCAGGCUCGGGCUCGGAGGAGCCAGAGAGGGGAGGAGGUUGCGGUGAAGAAGCUCACCGAGAGCGAGGCCAGGUGGAAAGAAUCCACCGUGAAGCUGGAAGCUCUUGAAUCCAAGCUCAAGCUUAUGGCUAAGCGUUUUCAGGAGGAGGAGGCUUCGCACUCCCUCGCCAGGUCAACCCUUCGUGCUGCCGAGGCCUGCUUGGCCGAUGCCCAGUAUGAGCUCUUGGGCCUUAAAUAUGAAGCAGGAGUUCUCCGACUGAGGAUCAAGCAGCUCGAGGCUCAAGAGAAGAGGGUGACGGAGUGA
Messenger RNA from Phoenix dactylifera (date palm), 3429 nucleotides. Lineage: Eukaryota; Viridiplantae; Streptophyta; Magnoliopsida; Arecales; Arecaceae. The record is from RefSeq and is a predicted model, not a curated record.